Molecule: messenger RNA, 1479 nt
Organism: Poeciliopsis prolifica (blackstripe livebearer)
Lineage: Eukaryota; Metazoa; Chordata; Actinopteri; Cyprinodontiformes; Poeciliidae
Product: basal body-orientation factor 1-like
Exons: 2
Coding region: 62-1405 (447 amino acids)
Source: RefSeq, a predicted model, not a curated record
AUCCUGACUUCAGUGGGCAUUGAUAUUACAGCAGGAAAAGGUGAAUUCUUUCAGAUCUGCCAUGGAGACCAAAAAAGCAAACCAAGGAAAGGGCAGAAAUGCAAAAGGAAAACCGCGAGAAGCCCAAACAAAUGAAGUCAGCUCUCUCAGGGAGAUAAAGCUGAAGCAAACAGAGAAGGAUUUGGAAUACCACCAGAAGGAACACUACAAACUAACUUCCGAGAUUGAGGAACUAAAGAAUUUCCUGUACCAAGCGGAAAUGUCCGAAUUUGCUACCACCGAUUAUUGGCAAAAAGAUUUAAAUGAAAAAGGGGAAAAGAUCAAAAGCCUGGAAGAACAGAUCGAAAGUCUAGAAGAGCUUGCAAUUGAAGAACGAUGUGGAUGGGAAAAUGAAAAGAAGCAAUAUUUCGACAAGUUUGAGGAAGAAAUCUUUAAAAGAAAGGCCAUUGAGACUCGUAUAAAGAAAAAGGUAGCUAACACGAGGAAGCAAAUGCAAGUGUCUAAAGAAAUAUACAGAGAAAACCUAAGAAAAAAAGAUGAGGAAUAUUUACGCUUAGAAAGAGAAACAACAGAGAGUGAAAGGAACCACCUACGUAAGCAAGAGGAGAUGAGUGUGCUAAUUGCUGAUCAGGAACAAGCCAUUGUCAAGUUGAAAAACGAAUUGCACGAAAUUCAAAAGGAAAAUGACUGGCUCAGUAAUAGUCUCAGAUUUACCUCGGAUAAUUUAGAAGGUAUAAAGCAACGUGCAAAACUUCUGGGUCAGGACAACCUGUCACUGUCAAUUGAGAAAACAACGAUGAAGUCAGAAUUAAAGAAUAAUGGUUCUGAGAUUGCGCGUCUUCAAAAAUUGCUGACUGAAGCCACGGCCAAAGCUACUUUUCUGGAGCAAGCCUUCCUGGAUUUGGAGAAAGAAACAACAGAGAAUGAGAAAAAAACCCAAUGCACUAUCCAGGCCAGUCAGGUUGAGUUGGACAAACUACAGAAAAUUAUUGCCAUGCGGGAGAGGGAGCUCUGUAAAGUGAAAAAGCUGGCGAGGACCAUUGUGGAGAAACGCAAAGAUAUGGAGGUGUUUUUCCACGAAGCCCUGGAUAACGUUCGACAGGAGAUAGCUGAGGAAAGAAAGCGGAACGCACAGGAGGGAUAUCAAGACUACCGUCAGAAAUUUAGAGACACCGUGGAGAAGAGGAUAAGGCUCCCCCCCAUCCACACCUUCCAUCAAUUUCCCAUAAGCAACAAAUCUUUGUAUUCAGACAAGAAGGCAGAUGAAAAAUGGCCCCAUCUCGCUGGCAAGGAGGUUUACAUAUCUGAUCUCACUUGGGAGCAAAAAGAAAAAGUGCUCACUCUUCUCUUUGCUAAAAUGAAUGGGGAUGAAGAAAGUGCGAUCUGCCAGAAGUUGGAUUUGUGAGAGUCCUGAAGGAAGAAGAGCAGUUUGCUGACGCCACCCCUGCCGAAUAUAAUUGAAAUUUUCAACAAUAAAAA